GUGGUGACCAAUAUGCCUAUAUUGAGGUCAAUGGUCAAAGACAGGGCUCUAUGGCCUUUUUGAGCUCAAAGAAUACUGACCUGUUCUCCUCUUCGUUUUGCCUCAGUUUUUAUUAUCACAUGUAUGGCAAACAUAUUGGAUAUCUAGCAGUGUACUCACAAAAACGUAACUCGGGCUGGUGGUCUAAACGUUGGGCUCGGUCCGGAAAUCAAGGAAAUCAAUGGAUCAAAGCCAGUGUGGAUAUUACUGGUAAUAUAAAGUCAGGCAUUGUUAUUGAUAUCGAGGCUUCGAAAGGAAGUAGAGGGAAUAGAGGUGAUAUUGCAAUUGAUGAUAUAACAUUGCGUACCGGUUCUUGUAACUAGCUUGUUACACUACUCGAUAUUGUGAACUGAAAAGUCAAUUUAUUGACUAACGUUAUUAUUAUUAUCUGUUCUAGAAAUGUACGUGUUAGUCCAGCUAAUAUUGCCCGAAAUUCACCUUUUAAUUUUGUUUUUAUAUCAGAUUAUGUUUACUAAAAAUUGUUGGUCGCAAACAAACAGUGUUUUCAGUAUUUAAUGUAAUGAUAUUAUUC
Messenger RNA from Mytilus trossulus (common blue mussel), 571 nucleotides. RefSeq names its product MAM domain-containing glycosylphosphatidylinositol anchor protein 1-like. The transcript has 3 exons. The record is from RefSeq and is a predicted model, not a curated record. NCBI's taxonomy places the organism in Eukaryota, Metazoa, Mollusca, Bivalvia, Mytilida, Mytilidae. Gene Ontology annotation, cellular component: membrane. Bases 51 to 362 code for a protein of 103 amino acids.